CCCACAUGUUCUCUCUCUUUGCGAUCUUCGAAACAGAAUGCCACCCAAGAAGGACCCUAAGAAGGACGCUAAAAAGCCCCAGAAGUCUGCUAAACCAGCAGGAUCUGGUGGUGGAAAAGCCAAAAAGAAGAAGUGGUCCAAGGGAAAAGUCCGUGACAAGCUMAAUAACUUGGUGCUCUUUGACAAAGCAACUUAUGAUAAACUAUACAAAGAGGUGCCCAGCUACAGGCUUAUCACCCCAUCAGUUGUCUCUGAGAGACUCAAGAUCCGUGGCUCRCUUGCAAGACGUGCACUCAUAGAAUUAAAGAGCAAGGGUCUUAUCAAGGAAGUGUCUAAACAUCAUGCACAGCUCAUUUAUACAAGGGCCACCAAGGGCGARGGUGACGCCGAGUAAUCUGUGAUGGAGAGUUAAUCUAAUAAAACAAAUUUUCAAUUAAGAA
Exaiptasia diaphana is the source of this 440-nucleotide messenger RNA. RefSeq names its product 40S ribosomal protein S25. The coding region runs from base 38 to 394 and encodes 118 amino acids. NCBI's taxonomy places the organism in Eukaryota, Metazoa, Cnidaria, Anthozoa, Actiniaria, Aiptasiidae. The transcript is spliced from 3 exons. Gene Ontology annotation, molecular function: structural constituent of ribosome. The record is from RefSeq and is a predicted model, not a curated record. Gene Ontology annotation, cellular component: cytosolic small ribosomal subunit.